GAAAAUGAUAGAAGCCAGUUCUCGUGGCACUUGCACAUCGGAUAUUUAUUAAGUCGGCAGGGGUGGUGUUUUGCCUACCCUAGCAAACUCCAUUUUUAGAUAGAAUUUUAAUUAGUUUUUCCGAUAUUUAUUUUUCAGUCACUAUGGCUUUAUUGUGGUCAGUUGUUGAUUGGUAUAAUGAUUUCAUGGCCUCUGGCGACAGCAGAGUUCAAAACUGGCUGUUUAUGCAAGGUCCUGCUCCAACUCUUUCAAUAUGCCUUUCGUAUGUUCUAUUUGUCAAAUACAUUGGACCCUUUCUUAUGAGGAACAGAGCGCCACUGAAUAUCAGAUGGCUCAUGAUCUUCUAUAACUUUGCCAUGGUCGUCAUCAGCACUUACAUUUUCAUGGAGUUGGGAUUCUUGGGUUGGUUUUCUAAAUACAACUGGAAGUGCCAACCUGUCGAUUACUCGGGAAGUCCAGAUGCCACAAAUAUGGCACAUCUAGCUUGGUGGUAUUAUCUUUCAAAGUUCCUGGAAUUCACAGAUACGAUAUUUUUUGUUCUGAGAAAAAAGUUCAGCCAUAUAUCAACUCUUCAUGUUAUACACCAUGGGAUUAUGCCAAUGAGUGUAUGGUGGGGCGUCAAAUUUACUCCAGGUGGCCACAGCACUUUCUUUGCCUUUGUAAACUGUUUGGUACACAUAGUGAUGUAUUUCUAUUAUGCUCUUGCUGCUAUUGGACCCAGUAUGAACAAAUAUUUAUGGUGGAAGAAAUAUAUGACUGCAUUCCAGAUGGUUCAAUUCAUUGCCAUCUUUGUGCACUCCUUCCAACUGCUGUUCAGAGAGUGCAACUAUCCUAGAGGUUUCAUGUGGUGGAUUGGAUUCCAUGCUGUCCUCUUCUGGUUCCUUUUCGCAGACUUCUACAAGAACACCUACCUCAAGAUCAAACGAGCUAGAAAAGCGUCCCUAAAUGGCUCUGCUUACACCAAUGGUAAAUCAAAAUCAAAUGGAAUAGCCAACGGACAUGCAAAUGGUAACGGAGUUUCUAAACACAAUGGUACGAAUGGAGUGAUCAAAAAUGGAUCAUCCGUACAAAAUGGCCACCACGUGCCUUCUGAACCUUACACAAAUGGCGUCACAUCAAAUGGACAUUCAAAUGGUGUUGUGCACAGGACGACAACAGCAUCAACUGAAAAUGAUUAGCCCUUUAGAGUGAACAAAAAAAAAAACUUUUGAUCGCCAUGGAUAAAUUUUAAGUCUGAAUCCUCGCCAAAAGACUUAGCACGAGAUUGCUCAGUUACAGUGCCUUAAUGUCAUUGUGUUAACUUUUACACUUGAACAUAAUUAUUUAAUCUUCAUUUGUGUAUGUGAAUAUCCCCCCGACUUGAUAAUAUCCUGCGCUGUUUCUGAACAAAGCAAUAAUCGUGGAAUUGGCGACUUUUGCCAAGUGCAAACCCAUAUUUAUUUUGAAAGGGUUCAUGCAAUGAAGUUGCUUGAAGCAACACAAAGCACAAAAUUCCAGUCAAGUGCAAGUAUCUAGUUUUAUGUAAUUUAUUGAAUAUUUAAAUUUUAAAAUUCCAUUGUAACAAAACUACGAUUUUGUUGCACCUAGAGAAACGCCCGCAAGAACGUAAAUUUGUAGAUGUCCACAUCGGUCUUUAGAGGCAGAUUUGAACAACGCGGAACAAGUUUUGCGCUGCUACAUUGCUAUGCAGUUUAGUUGUAAAAUUUUAAUAACAAUAGUUUUUAACCUUUUACUACUUGUGUUCCAAAGAUUUUAGGAGAAUUCCAUUUUUAAUGUAGAAGUGUCGCAAUACUUCUGUUCUCUGGUGUCAAAUUGUAAUGUUUUGGGGGACCAUAAACAUUUAUACAACUUGUACAGUAUUUUGAACUCCAGAGUUUUAAUUUGAUGCCUUUAAAAUUUACAGUUUGUAUUUGCCUUAUUGUGUGAAAAAAUAAAUGUUUAUACUUUGUACUUUCAA
Messenger RNA from Parasteatoda tepidariorum (common house spider), 1957 nucleotides. Its product is annotated as very long chain fatty acid elongase AAEL008004. NCBI's taxonomy places the organism in Eukaryota, Metazoa, Arthropoda, Arachnida, Araneae, Theridiidae. The record is from RefSeq and is a predicted model, not a curated record. Gene Ontology annotation, cellular component: endoplasmic reticulum membrane. Gene Ontology annotation, molecular function: fatty acid elongase activity. Gene Ontology annotation, biological process: fatty acid elongation, saturated fatty acid; sphingolipid biosynthetic process; very long-chain fatty acid biosynthetic process.